Messenger RNA from Daldinia childiae, 852 nucleotides. RefSeq lists its product as uncharacterized. Bases 1 to 852 code for a protein of 283 amino acids. The transcript is spliced from 2 exons. NCBI's taxonomy places the organism in Eukaryota, Fungi, Ascomycota, Sordariomycetes, Xylariales, Hypoxylaceae. The record is from RefSeq and is a predicted model, not a curated record.
AUGGCAAAGAGGACGACUAAAGUUCCAGAUGCCUGGGAGGACGACGACUGGGAGGUUCAAGCAGACAAGGCCAUCACUAUCGAAGAAGAAUCGAAGUCUCAGCCGCAACAGCAGCCGCAAUUGAGCAAAGCCGAGCGUCUAGCGCAACAUGCCGAGUCCAAUAAGAAGCUCUGGGAAUCAGCCGAAGCGCCCCCCGAGACAUUCCACUACCUCGCCGCGCGUUCAGAACCGCCUCUCACGACAGGCUUUAAGCCCGCCGUAAAGGUCCUGAGCCGGAAGCCCGUCUCAGACCCCAAUGCUGGCGACGACGACGAAGACAACAAGAAGACCCCGCAGCUCACACCUGAGGAGAUCCUAGCCAAGCAGCAACGGGAGCGCGAGGAGAAGCAGCGACGCUACGACGAGGCUCGCGCUAAGAUAUUCGGCACUAAUAGUACUGUCAUAGGAAGUUCGAACCCGUCGUCGGGCACCUCGACGCCUGGCGCUGUGACGCCCCCGCGGUCGGCCGAGGGGCGGGGUCCGCGGGGUAGGGGAAGAGGUGGUAGAGGGGGUGGUGGAGGACACCGGCAUAAUGAGAGCCGAGGAGAGAGGGAUAGGGACAGGGAUAGUAACAUCCAACGACCUAGUAGCCAGUCGGGCGGGGGACGGGAGCUCUACGACCCAAACUACUCGCCUAAGCCUGGGGUUCAACUUGAGCGGAAAGGGAACAUCAACAACAGCGAUGGUGGAGCACCAUUGUCCCGGCGUUCUACGCCGCGGGAGGAAGAUCAAAUCAUCCGUGCACCACGGGGCCCGGACGGGAGUGGAAGGGGAGGGUUCGGUUUUGCCAAGCGUGGCGCCAAGGGCAGUUGA